AUGUCCCAGACAGAAACAUACACUCAGUACACAGUAAAGGGUACUGUCUCGGCCAAGUUUGAGAACAACACCAUUGAUCUCCAGGCAGCUUUCUCCUUACAGCCUACUGGGACGACCAACGAUCGUAGUCAAGCACCUACUGAUGAUCAAGUGAAAGAAAUACUCGAGUCAUUCAAUCACCUCUUUGAAAUGACUGCAAUUCACUCUGAGUCUGCUCUACAAUUCAUUGGAGAGAACAAGACUUUCUUUGCCAAUAGAAAACCUCUUUUCACUGCUGGUGUGAUUGCCGACUUUGACCGUACUAUCUCCCCAACAGAUUAUCCAGGGGUGAGCACUUCAAUAACUGAAGAUGACAUUGAUCUGCUUUCAAGGGCAAGAAAUGAAGAACAUAACACCAAGUAUUUCGAAAGCCAUAAGACCUUUGCACAGACCACCAGCAGCUCGGCUCCUUUGAUUGACUAUGAGCUGGCCAUGGAGCAGGAAUUGGCAGAGGAGAGAACUGCCACUCAGAACAUGGUGGACUUCUUCCAGGAUGAUGGAGAGGUGGAGUAG
This is a messenger RNA of Tremella mesenterica DSM 1558, 552 nucleotides long. RefSeq lists its product as uncharacterized. Bases 1 to 552 code for a protein of 183 amino acids. The transcript has a single exon. The record is from RefSeq and is a predicted model, not a curated record. NCBI's taxonomy places the organism in Eukaryota, Fungi, Basidiomycota, Tremellomycetes, Tremellales, Tremellaceae.